Messenger RNA from Aegilops tauschii subsp. strangulata, 845 nucleotides. RefSeq lists its product as uncharacterized. NCBI's taxonomy places the organism in Eukaryota, Viridiplantae, Streptophyta, Magnoliopsida, Poales, Poaceae. The record is from RefSeq and is a predicted model, not a curated record.
GGGGAGGCGGAGCAGGAGAAGGUCAGGGGCGGCGCGGCGCGGCGGAGCAGGAGAGAUUGAGGGGCGGCGCGGCGCGGCGGAGCAGGAGAGAUUGUGGGGCGGCGCGGCAGAGUAGUUGAGAUUGAGGGGCGGGCACAGCUCGUACGCCACGGCGAGCGCCUCGCCGCGCGCCCCGUCGAGGCACGACGACUGUGGGAGGCAGAACGCCAUGCUACCCGGACCCAACGCCGGCGGGUGCGCCAGGGCCAGCCGGUCCGCUAGGCCCUGCACGAGCACUACGCGACGCGCUGGAACGCCGUGCUGUGCACGGGCGCACCGACCUGCAGCUCACGCAGCAGCGCAGCGGCCUGAGCGCGGUCGCGGCACACCACCGCCUCGGCGCAGGCGACCAGCAGCUGCACGAGCCGCAUGCCAUCAGCUCGAAUCUCCAUCAGGUUGCGUCCUCGGACCAUAAGCUCCAUCAAAGCCCGUCCAAAUUGCAAUUUUCGACGAAACGUCCAAUGUCGCCACCGAGUUCGCCGGAGGGGGAACUGCCGAGUUCGCCGGAGGAACAAGAACAUCCGUCCAACCGUCCAAUUUUGCCUGCCUAGGCUACACCAGAGAGCACACUGUCCUGCGCUCCGAGCAAGCGCCACUGAUGCUACAAUAGAUGAAAGGGAUGUCUGUCUCCAUAUCAUUUCUAUCUGCGCAACCAAAAGUACACACCUCAGUUUUAGUACAACUGCACAAAAUGAGAUGGCUAUUCCUAGCUGCCGUCCUCUAACCACCAGUCUUCCAGUGCAGGGACGAGCGAAAACAACUGCAUCCUAGUUCGGAAUGCACUUUCUAUGAGGUGAUGCAUGGAC